AUGAAUAUCCCAGCUUCAGAAUCAGAAGUUCAGAAAUCUCAUGAAGAAAGAUAUAAAAAUUAUGUCUCAGAAUCAACACAAAAUUUAUUAGAUGGUGAAAUAGACGAAACACUUUCAGAAGAAGGUACUAAAUUUAUUCGUAAACAUAAGUUACAAUUUAUUGAUAAUGAAAAAUACCCCUGUAUCCUACUUUCACCACCUUUAGAUUCCGAAAAAUUCAAAAAAGCUCUUAAAAACGUGACAUAUGCAACUAAUACGAUUAAGAAAGAAGAUCAUGAUAUUUACACAAAUUAUUAUUUAAAUAAAUGCACAGGUGUUGAUAAAGUUUUUGAUUUAUUAGAUAAAAUAUCAAAAGAAACCAUUGGAACCUAUAAAAUUUUGUGUGAUUGUGGUUUCAUUAUUGAAGAUACCAAUAAUGUUUCAUAUGAAAGAACAGCACCGAAGGAAGACGAAGUUGAAAGGUCUAUACCAUUCGUUAUUAAGAACAUAAAAGAUAUGAAAACUUAUAAACAUUAUAUUUAUUCAUUUAUUUCAGAAAAAAUGGAAGCAACCCAUAAAACAUCUUCUCAUCAUUUUAUAGCUAUUCAUACAUUCCUUUUCAAAGUUGUGAAAUUAAAUAAGACAGGAAUUAGAUUUAAUGUAUCAGGGUACGCAUUCUUGAGUAAAUUAAAAUGUAUUCGUCACAUCGCAGAUGAUAAAAAUUUAUGUGUUCUUAAUUCAUUUUAUGGGCUUUAA
Molecule: messenger RNA, 735 nt
Organism: Trichomonas vaginalis G3
Lineage: Eukaryota; Parabasalia; Trichomonadida; Trichomonadidae
Exons: 1
Coding region: 1-735 (244 amino acids)
Source: RefSeq, a predicted model, not a curated record